This is a messenger RNA of Fimicolochytrium jonesii, 3298 nucleotides long. RefSeq lists its product as uncharacterized. The transcript has 11 exons. The record is from RefSeq and is a predicted model, not a curated record. Gene Ontology annotation, molecular function: ATP hydrolysis activity; single-stranded DNA binding. Lineage: Eukaryota; Fungi; Chytridiomycota; Chytridiomycetes; Spizellomycetales; Powellomycetaceae. Gene Ontology annotation, biological process: resolution of meiotic recombination intermediates. Bases 65 to 3298 code for a protein of 1077 amino acids. Gene Ontology annotation, cellular component: condensed nuclear chromosome.
CCCGCGUGCAACAGCAACAGCCACUUCUGCACAGCCAGGACAGGACAGGACAGGGACGAAGUACAUGGACCUGUGCAUUGACACCGCUGAGGACGCAGAGUGGCGUGAGGACGUCGCCUUAGUCCUCGCGACCAUGCGCCUCCCAGACGAAGAUGCAGCGAACGAGUAUCUGUCAGCCACUCUUGAAAGUCACUACGUACCUGAGCCCCAUGACCCACCGCUGAGCUUUCUGGCCAUCGUGAACUCUUUGCGCAGCAUACUUCCAGCGCACGACGACGCGUCCAUAGAACCCAGCGAGUUGUUUGACGACUUUUUAGAUGAGGAAUGGGACCUCAGCGGGAAUUGCGUCCGCGUGGAUGAGCAAGGAAACCCUGUUUGGUCGAGUGUGCUUCUGUUUUUGGAAAAAGUCGCUACAGACGCCCACGCUAAGGCAGCGGAUAGCGCUGUUCAACAGCGGAUUCGAGAGCCGUCUUAUGACGCAAGAGCGUUAUACAUUAUGGACGAGCCACUUUUACCUGCGCAAACAACCAUGACGAGUAUUGUCCCAAAAUUCAAGCCUUUGCCGACUGUCCAGCAGCUUGCUGGGCGUAUGAUUAGAUUGGGAAUCAAGGAAAAGGGUUUUGAAGAAGAAGGCGGGCAACUAGCUGAAGCCAUGGGGCGGCAAUUCAACGCGGCCUUGAGCGAGCCGUUUUUGGGAAGACCUUCCUCGGCUCGGCUCUUGUUGAGUAUCGUUGAUCCGUUUGACACAGUCUCCGAUCCUUUCGCGGAAGAUCGGUGGUUGGGAGAGCUGCUUACGGAGAACCUGAGUAAAAAGAUGGAAGCCUCCGAACCAAUGGAAGCGCCAAUCUUUGCUACCAGAAACGAUCCCGAAAAGCUGCCGUCCCCAAAGUUUACGACUCCUCUGCCGGCGGAGUCACAGCUUAUGCCAGAUUGCUUGACAGAGGACGCGCCGUUGUCUGCGCUUGUCGAAGGUUUAGGGGCCGGGAUCAGCUUUCUCAAAGGGCUGGAAGAAGAAGAGGACGACAUGGCGGGGCGCGUGGUUCCUGACGGACUUUUGGCGGCACUCAGUGAACCAUUGAUAGACGCCGCAGAUGACGCGACAGUGCAAGCCACCAUCGACCACGUAUGCACAGCGACAACGGACGUAGACAUAAUGAGACGCAUGGGAACAACAGAUGAAGACGACGUGCCUAACCCCAGCAAGAAGAAGCGAAGGCUGAGACGCAUCGAAUCCCCCAUUCUCUCUUUCGCAGAUGAGCCCGAUCUUUGCCCCAAACGCCGUCGGCAAAACGAUUCGUUACCCGAGUUAACUUUGGACGCAGUUGUUAACGGGCAGUUUGGCGGAAUGGAUUACAAAAGUCUCGAAGAGCCCCAACAAAGUACGACCGAUGGGGACGAUCUAGCCGAAGACCUCUCCACCUUCUUCGACUUCGCCGGCGCGGCCUCCACCAAGCCCUACACCCCCAUCCUCGAUUCCCCCUGGGAUGUCGCAUCCACCAAACAACUUAGCAUCCCCAACCUCCCCCACCCACCCCCCUUCCACCCUCGCCCGGACGCAUGGACGAGUUUCCGGGCCCUGGUGCAAAAGACGUUGAAGUUGCGCCCGUUUGAGAAUAUGACCUCGACGGAGCUGGCGUUGAUGCAUUGGAACCCGAUUGCGGCGAUGAUGAGGGCGAUGGGGGUUGGGGAUGAUGAGGCGAUUACUGUUGGCGGGAUUGGGAGGGGCGUUUUGAGCGGGGCAUUUGGGGUUGAGGAUCACGAGGGGUUGAGAAGGGUGAUUGUCGAGGCUUGUGAGGUGGAGGAGCUUAACCCUGGAGAUUACAUGGAAUUCGAGAGUACCUCCGUUAACGACGGGGACAGGCCUUCAUCUCCAAUCCAGGCCAUGCGAACUCUCCGUGCUCUUAAACCCCCAAAGACCGCACCGGUGGGCCAUCCUCCACCGCCCAAUAUAAGUUCAGCCCGCAACACUCCGCAGCGAACCAUCCCGGUCGUCGAUCUAGUCAACCCUCCGCCUAACAAUUUACGUCCCGCCCACAACGCUCAGCAAGGAGCGGUACCCGUCAUUGACCUACGAUUCGAUGAGCCCGGAGAUCACAUGAUCAACCUCGGCCUCCGACGGCAUAACGUAGACUCACCUAUAGAAAUCGAGGACGAGCCCGCAUUCGAAAUCCAUUCAGUUGAGGAGAUCCUCCCACCCCUACCUCUAGACAACCCGCGAUCGACACGUGAGAAUGCAAUGGACGACCCCGCACAGAACUUGGAAGAAGUGCUAGCGAAAUAUAGGAAGCCGUUUUCGGUGAGGAGUUCUUUGGAUCAGUUUUUGACGUUGAGGGGUCGGCCGCCAGCGGUUGUUACUGGGAUUGUUGAACGCGUCGGGGCGCAGGCGGAUAAAGCGGCGGAGAACAGAACUCCCACUAGUGAAAUGUUCCCAACGCCCACCGCCGUCAAAUUCGCCCUUCCGCCCUUCGACAGCGAAAGCGCCACCCGCCACACUUAUAUCGCCGGCGAACGUAUCCUGAAGAACAAGGAUCUGGUCAGGGCUUUUGAGAAGACCUAUGCGGUGGACUUGAUUGAGCGGGAUUUGGAGUGUGCUUCCGAAGAUGCAGCGCCUGGCGCCCGACUGGAAGCGGAUUUGAUCAUCGAUGAGAGAACCUGCGUCAUUUUCUACCCACUCCCCCACCUCCCCCUCACAACCACUCACCUCCCCACCACGCCCACCCCCCACACCUCCCCCCUCACCGCCCUAGGCACCCUCGGCACCACCGAACUCGGCUCCCUUCUCCUCCGCUGCAUCCUCCGCUUCACCCGCGUGCAUCUCGUCCUGGAAGCUGGCCCACAGACAGGCGCGUAUAUGCUCACACCGCCUGUCGUGAAUGCGCUGCAGUGGGUUGGCGCGUUUGCGGCAAGUUGUAGGAACUGGGCGGAGGUGAGGUGGGUUGUUAGUUUGGGGGCUGAGGAGAGUGCGUGGAUCGCGAGAAACAUCGGCGACACGAUCGCGGAAUCCUACGACACACCGCCCAACUCUUCCACCACCCCAAAAGCCUGGCUCUCCCGCCCCGCCUACGAAACGCGCACCUGGCUCUCACAUGAAGAAUCCGCGCAAGAACGGUUCCUGCGCUCCUUCCCGACGCUCAACUCCUUCUCGGCGCAGAUCGUGUUAACGAUCAUGACGCUGAGGGAGUUUAUGCUGAUGAGUGUCGAGGAGGUGGUGGAGAAGGUCGGGGUGUGGGUGCCGGAGAGGGGGUUGAGGGUGUUUUGGGAGAUGGUUAACACCCAAUUGGGGAUUGGGGUGGAGUGA